AGCGAUUCAUUAGAAUUAGUAAGACGAAGAAGACCACAGCACGAGAAGACAACUCCUUUCUGGAGGCACAAGUAGGCGGCCGUGAUCAUGUGAAGAUGCGCUAAAGUCGUAAAGAUAUGGCCGACGCUGCGCCGCCCGCGGAUGGCGGAGCCGCGGAGGCUCCGGCGGAAGAGCCUGCUCCCGCAGCUGAUGCUCCCGCGGAGGCGGCGGCCUUGCCGGAGCAAAAGAAAGAUGCGCCUCCUACCACUGCCGAAGAAAAGAAAGACCCUGAGGCGGAAGAGAAGAAAGAGCCGCCAGACAAGAAAACGGAAGAUCCGGCUUCGAAGGAAGAUCCGGUUUCGAAAGGCGAGGCGGGACCCGUUCCGAAGAGUGCCGAGGCCAUGCUGGGGGUGCCGAUAGACGGGAGCGCGGAAGAGAUGCCGGCACCUGCAAUGGGUCCGACAGGUUCAAGCGAAACGCUGAUCCGUUUGGAGUACAUGUUUGGCGGUGCUGCCAUCCUUGGCGGGUGUUGCGUGCUUUUCUGCUGUUGCUUAUUGGCGGGGCUGCUCCUGCUUCUCAUCUUCGCCGGCCAGUGGCAUAGAGAGUACUAUCAAGCCUCUAGUUAGUUUUGAUUCCGUUUCCCUUUUAGUUUCAAUUAUUUUCUUGUUGCUGUCAUGGUCAUCUAUGUCUAUCACGAUAAGAUGCCGCCGUUGAGCGUUUGAUAGAUUUUGAUCCGCAUGAACCGGAUUCCAGAAAUCGGACCCAUUUGUUUAACAGCGCGAACGCGGGGAUGUGUAAAGAUUUCGUAAUGGGCGAAAAUAACCGCUAUGAGCCGCAAGGAUAUCCACCCGCCGACACUAUAUCCGGCGAACCUCCAAGUAUCCUCUCCCAUCCCGGCGUCUUUGUGACGUUUGGCGAGGCGGCGGCUGGGAAUUUUGGCGGUAUCUAUUCAAACUUCUAUAGGCCUUUUUCUUUGAACCGCUACCGCUUUCGACUAGAGAAUGUAGUUAGAUGUACUCGCUUUUCUCGUUUCAAUGGCUUAAUUUGGAAGACGUCGUGCAGUUAAACCGUAAAAAAAACAGAAAUGCUCGACGCUUUGGAGAACAACUCGACGGCUCUUCCCGUCGAGUUGGCGGCAGCCAAAACCUUGCUGCUUUGGCGGCAGCCACUACAGAGACAAGCAUCUCUGUGGUUGGCCAGGAAGGUGCUCUACCUUUGCCUCGGGACGGCGUCCCGCAAGAUUGCGGAACGAGAUGCGGGGGUAGAGAAGCCGGGCGCCCUGCCAUUUGCUCCAGGGAACUCGCAGGAAAAGGCAGGCCGCCUGGCCAAGAUAUGGGCGCCCGUGUCGGCCUAGUUUAGGCCACCAAGUUCGGCCAAAAGGGGGGGGCAAAGCGAGGGCAAAGGCGGAAGCUUUAGCCCGGGGAAAGCUCCCGGAAAAAGUCGGAACCUGUUUCCAUUUUGGUGCGCUUUUGUCACGAAAAAGCCUGGCCGAGAGCUUGCUGCCUUGGCGGCAACCGGGACCCGGCCAAACCUCCAGCCGGGCAAGCCCGCAGCUGCUCAGCCUCUUCCCCCGGACCCCGUUAUGCACCACCGCGGGAUGAGAUGUGGGGGCGGAGAAGCCGAGCCAGCAGCCCGGCGGCCCAAAUACCUCGCGGCGGAUGGCAUGCGUCUGGGGUUCUUCUGGGGAGGUAUCGAGGUUAAUAUCUUGGCCAGCAGUCCAGGUCAGCAGCAGCCGAGAAAAAUGCCGCCGCGGCUGCAUCGUAUUUACCCGGGGGAGAGGUUGGAAGCAGCAAGCGCGCGGCCUCCAUUUUGCCCGACUUCUGCUGGUCUGGAUACCGGCCGAGAUGUUGAUAUCGGCGCAGCGAGCUUUUUCGGCUGGAUGGUCUGCGCCUUCCUUUUCCAUUCAGAGCGAAGAGAAAAAAAAUGAAAAAUUGCAAAGCAAAACCUUGACCAAAGCCUUAAAUUCUGCCAACCCCUAAAAAAAAAACAGAAAUGCUCGACGCUUUGGAGAACAACUCGACGGCUCUGAUUGAAAUCAAGGAGGUUCUGAGCAAGAACAGGCAUCUCUUGACGGAGCAGAACUACGUGCAGGCUUCGGGAAAAGUGUACAGUUACUACGAUGUAUGGAUUGCAAAUACGUCGGGGUCUGGAAGAGUGCGAGUUUCUGAUGCGAGCUCUGAAGAACAGGGAAAUCCGUAGCGCAUCAGCACGAAAAACUACCCAUUUUUGGUAGCGAGAAUUCGAGGCGAAUUUUCACCUGCAUGCAAUUGCAAACUAGGCAUUGAGGAGUCGAGUUUUUUCAAAACCCGCAUCGCAGACACCCUCGGUCAGUAUCAAGCUGCAGUACUACAGUUCUCCGCAAUGUUCCAGUCCCAGGCAAGUAAUUUGCAUUUGAUAUGAUGGGUCCGUGUGGCCCCUUCGGCCCGGCGAGCCGGUGAUCGGUGGGACCGGUUGCGGUGGGUCUCUCUGGGGGACGGUGGGGGAACUAUUGGUCGCGGGCGGUUACUACAGCGAAGUUGUGUUCGCAUCAGUGGCCAAGGAGAGUCCAACACUUGCAGAGCUAACAGACUACAACGGGAGGUUCUUCCAAGACCUGUAUACGGUGUACAUGGAGCUGCACUUUCACUACAGUAUUUUUACACUAGCGGCCACUUUCUAUAAAAUUCUUGCUUUCCGUUCGGUUGUUCGAUGAGUUUCGGCUUUUUUUGCAACACAAUGUAAGGACAACAUGGCGCGUCGUUCAUACUUGCGAUUUUGGAAAAAAGGAUACUUAUAAUACCAGCAGAAUUAACUCCAACACCCAGAUCGUGUCGACGCGAUUCUGAUGCACCAGGGCGAGACGGAUGCAUCGGCCGGGGAACCCGCCCAAUGGGCCACCGACUUCAAGAUUCUGCGCGAGCAUUUCGUCCAGUCGAUCGGCGCAACCAGGAACUACCCGGAGCCGCACUGGUUGCUGGCCAAAACCGCCGGAUGUUCCGUGGGAAACCUGGACGCCAUUUUGCACGCAGAGCAGGUACAGGCCGCAGUGUACUCCCACGCGUCUCCGGGCGGAAAUGCAGACCACUACCUCGAGGAGGAUUGCGGGCCCAAUCAGGACCAACCAUGCCGUCUAGCCGGGGAGUGCAACUUCACCCAGCCUGGGCUCUUCAGCUAUGCGACCUCGUGGGCGGCCGCGAUCUCAGUUUGGUACCAGACACUGAACCCGACGUAUGCAAGAAAAAAAUUGUGCAAGUGUAACUCUGUAAUGCAGAACGUGCAACACGAGUUAAGUACGCCUGUCAUGCGAAACGACCAUGGAGUCCUCUUUUCAUGUGUGUUCUCCCUUACAAGCCACGCAUGACAGAUUUUCUCUGUCAUGUGGAGGAAAUUUGUGAUGCUGUCAGCCAACGAAAGUUACACUAACACAGUUUUUCUCUUGCAUACGACGUUCGGGCACGGCGUAACCGGGGUCAACAAUCUACCGGGAACAGGCACCGUGCCGGCGAACAACUCCAAUUCUUCCAAUUUCAGUAUUAGUUUCCUCGAAACACGGGAACGCAACUCGUUCGUGAAGCACAAAGCCAUAAAUCAGCACGUCAUAGUACUAGAUGACGACCACGACGCAGCAUCGUCUUCGCCCACAGCAGCUGAUAUGGAAAAUGUAGUUGCCCGGGGAGAUCAUCAUGUUGAAGGGAAGCAAAACAGUACUAGGAUACGGAGGACCAGGACCUCGAGUCGUGUUCCAACCCUCGUGCCACAGGAACCUGGUUUGCGGACUACCGGGACGAUGAAGCACCAACGCAGCACUAGCCCUGAAUCGGAAAACAGCAGAUAUAGCGGGCGGGAAGAACCCCGAAGUCAAAAAUCGUCCCCUAGGAUGAAAAGUCGAACUGGAACAAAAAAGAAUGCGAAAACUAGACCACAGAUAGAAGCCGCUUUUUUGGAACAGCAACAGAGCUCACCUCCUGAUGAGUCACCCCCUCUACUUCCCGCGGCGCGAAAGGAAAGCACACUUGUGCGAAAAGAACCAAAUGCAAAUUAUGCAGGAAGACUCGAAUCUAGAAGGGGACUGGAAGCCGUGGUAUCACCACAGGGAACGCCGAUGGACCCUGGGGAUUGAGUGCUUACAAUGUUUUCUGUACGAUUAAUCUGUUUCACACCGUCUCAAAUGAAGUACGCAAUUGCUGAACUAAUGAAUUUCAACACAAAUAGUAAAUUACUCGAUGUCCGCGUCCUCAAUUCUUAUCCAAAAUCAGAUAGAGCAAGUGCAAAUGCAGUACCACGGCGCAUGUUGUGGUAUCCUUAUGGUAAGGAUUGGCUAAGAAGUCAAAAUGUACGAAAUGAAAUCAAUCUUGUGUGCGGAUUCUCCUGUUUCCCUUCGAAGAAAAAGGUUAAUGACGAGAACAAAAUGCAACUCACGAAAUGCAACUCACGCUCGCCCCACCCGAUCCUUGCAAAAAUGUAAAAACUCAACACUUGUGAACUUCCCAUCCUUGUUGGAUUUGAUUUUGACGUGUACACUUGAGUCAAAACCUCCACCAUUUUUUCCAAGUGCUCCCAGAGCCACUAGAC
Amoebophrya sp. A120 is the source of this 4530-nucleotide messenger RNA. The record is from the annotation of a GenBank genome assembly. NCBI's taxonomy places the organism in Eukaryota, Dinophyceae, Syndiniales, Amoebophryaceae.